This is a messenger RNA of Brugia malayi, 1413 nucleotides long. RefSeq lists its product as uncharacterized. Lineage: Eukaryota; Metazoa; Nematoda; Chromadorea; Rhabditida; Onchocercidae. The record is from RefSeq and is a predicted model, not a curated record. Bases 1 to 1413 code for a protein of 470 amino acids. The transcript has 12 exons.
AUGUCAUCGUCUCGUUUGCCAUCAGAUUGUACGAUACAGGGGCCAUCAUGGGAUGAAUUUGAUCGUUCGGAAGAGCUAGAUUACAACAGUGGUUCAGAUCACGAAACUGAUGAACAAGGCUGUCGUUCGAGGAACUUUGAUCUUGUCGCACCACCAGGAUUUUGUGCUACAGCAAGACAAAUUCAAAUGCAUGUGGAUGAAGUACGUCUUGCUCAGAGUAAUUAUCUCGAUCAAUUACCAAACAGUGUGAACGAACUUGGAACCACAGCAUCGUCUGAUCAACAACGAUACGGACCUUCUUUACCUCCCGGCUUUACGAAUAGCAGCGAAGAAGAUGAUCCGGAAGAUCCUGGAGAUCCAGAAGAUCCCGAUGAAGGCGAUUCGCAAUCUGCAAUGCCAAAUAUGUGCUCAUUUCUCCAAUUUUCAAUGCCGAACAAUAUUCCGUCUUCAUCCUCUCAGUCUUCCUCUUUUGACCCUACCGUACCAAAUUCGUCGGAAAUAUUCGCACCUUCGCUUCCGGAAGAAGAAACAAAGCGUUCACGAGAAAGUUUUUUACUACCUCCUCCGGAACCUGGCGAAGCACAUUCUUCAAGUGCAGGCUACUCGUUGAAAAGAAUGAUUGGUCCAUCAAUGCCAGAUCUGCUACCAACAGUUGCUAAUUUAGGAAAUGAUGAUGAAGAGGACAGCAGAGAUGUCUACGGCCCAGCGAUACCUUACGAUUUGCAAAAUAAGCCAUCUACAUCCGGUGGGAAAGACUUAGACGUUGAAGUACCUAUUGAUGAUGAAACUUGUGGUCACGAUAAUGGUGAUACGAGUGGUGUUUUUGGUCCAGUUCCUCCUUGGGAACAAAAAGGCAAUGGAGACGAUGAGUAUGCAGAGAGAUUAGUGCGUCUAGAGAUGCUACAAACGAGUAAGAGGUCUGCAUGCAAACGGCCAGAAUGGAUGAUGCAACCACCGAAGUGUUUCAGUUCCUAUGGUUUAUCAUCAAAAACUUUUUCAUUAAGAGAAGACUUUGCUACAGCCGAAAAAGCGAAGCGUGAUUGGACAGAAACUCCAGUUGAAAGGAAAAGGCGAUUGAUAACGGAGCAAGGUGAUCCAUCUGGUGCUGGGCCAAGUGGACUGUCUUUUGAAGCACACCGUAAUAGGAAUGUUAAUGCCAUUCAGACUCAAAUUGCAGCAGCUUUGGGAAAAGAUCGUGUAGAGUCAUUGGUGGAUGUUUACCAAAGAAAGAGAAAACAUGAGACCGACGAAAAUGGAACGGUUGUAGCAACACGGCGGCCAUUUGAUCGAAAUAAGGAUUUAGAUAAUCAUACUUUUGGCCGAACAGAGAAUUUGAGUGCGGAUGCGAUCAAGGAGCGUUGUGGGCAGCUUAAUUCUCGCUUUGCUUCAUCUUCUUCACAAAAAUUUCUUUAA